This is a messenger RNA of Nematolebias whitei (Rio pearlfish), 1324 nucleotides long. It is a transcript of the gene ctns, whose product is annotated as cystinosin, lysosomal cystine transporter. Gene Ontology annotation, biological process: L-cystine transport. The record is from RefSeq and is a predicted model, not a curated record. NCBI's taxonomy places the organism in Eukaryota, Metazoa, Chordata, Actinopteri, Cyprinodontiformes, Rivulidae. Gene Ontology annotation, molecular function: L-cystine transmembrane transporter activity. Gene Ontology annotation, cellular component: lysosomal membrane. The transcript has 11 exons. The coding region runs from base 139 to 1281 and encodes 380 amino acids.
GAAGAAAAAAUCACAGCCGGAGGAAGUUAAAACUUCUUGUCACUUGUGGAAGAAACAAACCUGAUAAAUGAGUUGGGUUUUUUUAAAUCCCGAAGCUGUGCGUUUUAUUUGCUCUUUGUUCAAUUGACUGUUCACAGAAUGGCUGGUCUGUUCUGGAUUUGGAGGAGGCUCCCUGCUCAUGUGUUGGUCCUGUGGAUGUUCACCAACAUCUCAGACGCCGCCGUAAAUCUGAAUGUUCCGGAAACUGUUGAACUUGAAAAACACUCCACAGCAACCAUCAUCAUAACUUCCAGAUCAGCUGAACAUCAGUCAACAGUGAUUCAUCUAAAUGUAACGUACAGCUCCAAGAAGAACUAUUCAUCCAUCAUCACUCUGCCUGAACAGGUGUUCCUUCCAGAGGAGGCGACCUCAGUGAAUUUCACGGUGGCGUCACAUGAUGUUGGUCAGGUGACCACACACCUGCGCAGCAACAUUUCAGAUCUGAACAGUUUGUCUUUCAGGAUCCGGUUCACAGUGAUCCACAGCAGGGUUCUGGCAGUGGUCAGUGAUGUGAUCGGAUGGAUCUACUUUGUGGCCUGGUCCGUGUCUUUCUACCCUCAGGCGUGGGAGAACUGGAGGAGGAAAAGUGUUGUAGGUCUCAACUUCGACUUCCUGGCUCUGAACCUGACAGGAUUCAUAGCUUAUAGUGUCUUCAACAUCGGGCUGUUCUGGAUCCCGUACAUAAAGGAAGAGUUUCUGCAGAAGAGUCCGAAUGGUAUUAAUCCAGUCAGUGCUAACGAUGUUUUCUUCAGCCUCCAUGCUUUUCUGUUCUGUAUCAUCUAUGUCAUUCAGGCUGCUGCAUACGAGAGGGAUGGUCAGAAGGUCUCGUGGACUGCCAGGUUCUUGUUGCUCAUAGGCUGGACUUUUGCUUUGGUCACUUUGUUUCUUGCUGUAGCCAAACAAAUCACCUGGUUGGAUUAUCUCUACUACUUCUCCUACAUUAAACUCGCAGUCACGCUGAUCAAAUAUGUCCCACAGGCGUACAUGAACUACAGAAGACGGAGCACUGAUGGUUGGAGCAUUGGGAACGUCCUGUUAGACUUCACAGGUGGAGUCUUCAGUAUCUUACAGAUGAUCAUACAGUCCUACAACAAUGAUGAGUGGCAGCUGGUGUUCGGUGAUCCCACCAAGUUCGGGUUGGGCCUGUUCUCGGUGCUGUUUGACAUCGUCUUCAUCACUCAGCACUACUGUCUGUACCGGCAGCCGAGACGGUACGAAGCCGUCCCAGAACAAGACGACUGACUCAAAGAGCCAGACCCUUCUGAGCAGAGCUGCUGCUACGACC